Trichosurus vulpecula (common brushtail) is the source of this 11940-nucleotide messenger RNA. It is a transcript of the gene CENPF, whose product is annotated as centromere protein F. The record is from RefSeq and is a predicted model, not a curated record. Gene Ontology annotation, molecular function: microtubule binding; protein homodimerization activity; dynein complex binding. The coding region runs from base 1 to 11493 and encodes 3830 amino acids. Gene Ontology annotation, biological process: mitotic cell cycle; regulation of G2/M transition of mitotic cell cycle; metaphase chromosome alignment. The transcript is spliced from 20 exons. Gene Ontology annotation, cellular component: chromosome, centromeric region; spindle pole; nucleus. Lineage: Eukaryota; Metazoa; Chordata; Mammalia; Diprotodontia; Phalangeridae.
AUGAGUUGGGCCUUAGAGGAGUGGAAAGAAGGUCUGUCUACCAGAGCCCUUCAGAAAAUUCAAGAGCUUGAAGGACAACUAGACAAACUAAAGAAAGAAAGACAACAAAGACAGUUUCAGCUGGAAUCCUUGGAGGCUGCCCUGCAAAAGCAGAAGCAAAAGGUUGAUGAUCAAAAAAAUGAAGGGGCCACCCUCAAAAGGGAGAAUCAGAGCUUGAUGGAAACAUGUGAUAAUUUGGAGAAAAUGAAGCAGAAGAUUUCUCAUGAGCUUCAAGUCAAAGAGUCACAAGUAAAUUUCCAGGAAGGACAGCUAAAUGCAAGCAAAAAACAAAUAGAAAAACUUGAACAGGAACUUAAAAGAUGUAAAUCUGAACGUGAGAGAAGCCAACUGGCAGUGUUGCCAGGAGAUGUCUCGACACUAAACAGUACGCCACAGAAGAGUUCUGCUGCUUCUGCACAGUCAAGUCAUCAAAGUGCUUCCAAGUAUGAAGAACUACAAGAAAAAUAUAGUAAAGAGGUUGAAGAACGAAAAAGGUUAGAGGAAGAGAUAAAAGCUUUACAAAUUAAAAAAGCAAGUAAGACAGUUCUCCCAAACACUAUGAGUCACAGGGAAAUUGCUCGGCAUCAGGCUUCUUCAUCAGUGUUCUCAUGGCAACAAGAAAAGACACCUACUCGUCAUUCAGCCAAUGCUCAAGAAACUCCCCUUAGGAGAGGUCUUACUGCCUUGCACAUUUCUUGGGAACGAGAAACAACACCUAAUAGGAUGUCAGGUUGGCAAACGGAGAGCAAAGAUACUAAUUGCAGUUUCCAUGAGAACCAUACUAAUCCUUGCCUGCUGGAUCAGAUAAAAGCCCAGAAUCAAGAGUUAAGGUACAAAAUUAAUGAAUUGGAACAUCAACUGCAAGGACAAGAAAAAGACAUAAAAGGACACAUGAAUAAAUGGCAAGAAACACAGCUCCAACUAGAGAAGACAAAACUGGAGCUAACUGAAAAAGAGAAAGUUUUGAACAAAACUAGAGAUGAACUGAUGAGAUUGACAGCACAAUUUGAUCAGGCAGCAACUAAGUGUACGACACUGGAGCAAAAGUUGAAAAAAAUGUCUGAAGAUUUGAAUUGCCAAAGACAAAAUGCAGAAAGUACCCGAUGCGCUUUGGAACAGAAAAUGAAGGACAAAGAGAAGGAGUAUCAGGAGGAACUUUCUCAUCAACAACGUACCCUCCAGAUGCUGGACCAGCAAAGCACUCAGAUAAAUGCCAAACUAAACCAAGAGUUACAGCAAGCCAAAAGCACUCAAAACAUAUUGCAGGCUGAACUGGAUAAAGUGGUAGCAAUGAAACAGCAGCUGGAGAGAAAUUCAGAUGAGUUUAAGCAGAAGCUCUGCAGAUCUGAACAAGCAUUGCAGACAAGUCAGACAAAGGAAAAUGAGCUGAGGAGAAGCAUGGAGGAAAUGAUGCAGGAAAAACAACUUUUCAGCCAUCAGUUAGAUGAAAGAACAAGAGAAGUCUACCAACUGGAGGAAGAACUCAAGAAAACCAAAAAUUGUCUAAAGCAGAAUCAGAAUCUUGCAGAAGAAAUGAAAGGUAAGAAUGCCACUCAAGAGGAAGCUAUAAAAGCUCUUCAAGAAAAAAUAAAUCAACAGGAAAAAUCUUUGACUUUGGAGAAACUGAAGCUUGCAGUGGCUGAUCUAGAGAAGCAACGGGAUUGUUCUCAAGAUCUGCUGAAAAAAAGGGAACAUCAUAUUGAACAGCUAAAUGAUAAAUUAAGCAGAACAGAGAGAGAGUCAGAGGGGUUACUGAGUACCUUGGGAUUAAAGGAGAAGGAAUGUGAAGAACUAAAAAAAGAGACAACUCUAUUUUCUCAGUGGAAAAGUGAGAAAGAACAACUUCUGAAUCAGCUUUUAUUGGAAAAGGAAGGCUUACAAAGCAAAAUUAAUCAUUUGGAAAUAUGUCUGAAGACCCAGCAGAUGAAAAAUCAUGAUGCCAAUGAAAGCUUCAAAAUAAUGGAAACUGAAAAAGAAAAUUUAGGCUUGGAGAUCAGAAACCUUCAGAAUGCAAUAGAAGGAAAAAAUGUAGAAUUAGAAGCACAGAAAAGAGCUUAUGGUGAACUCCAGCUAAAAGCUGAAUGCUCAGAUCAAAAAUAUAAAAAUGAAAUAGAAAAUCUCUCUUGGAAAAUAGUUCAGGUAACUGAGGAAGUUGAACAUCUGAAACAAAAACUACAGUUAAUGUCCAGUGAAAUGCUGGGGAAAGAUCAGCGUUAUGAAGAAUUGUGUAUACAAUAUGAAAGAAUCAAUAGUCUAGUUAAAUCCCCAAACAUUUCUCAAAAGACAGGUGAUGAUCACUGUGGGGAUCUUUUGAUUUUAGACCAGCCAGUAUUGAACGAUUCUUGUACAAAUAUACUUGAAAUUCAAGGAAGCCUACCUUUAGAAGGGGGAGAUCAAAAAAUUAAAUUACAUUUAGAAGACCAAAGUGUAAAAAGUGCAGCUGUGCUACAACAUGAAUAUUCUUCGUUUGAGCUUUCAAUAGAGUCUCAAAAGCAGAUGAAAUCAGACUUACAAAAACACUGCGAAGAGUUGGUGCAAAUCAAAGGUGAAACAGAUGAAAAUCUAAUUAAAGAAGAACACAUGCAUGAAAGUUUUGUGGAUAAGCAGUUUCAAAUGUUGAGUGAACAAUGGGAAUCUGGACAAACAGAGAUAGAAGAUUUAAAAAUCAAUAACCAAUUACUUGAAGAGUCAGUAAAGGAGCUACAGUUGAUAUCUGAAACCCCGAGUUCUGAGAAAGAGGAAAUUAAUUCAGCUCUCUUUCGAGACAAGAAAGAAAUUGAAGAACUGAUUCAAGAAAAUAAGAAUCUCAAGGAAAUUAAUGCAAUUUUAAAUACAGAAAAAAUGAACUUAAUACAAAAAAAUUUCAAUUUUUCUAACUGCUUAAUUGAAAGGGAGAAAAAUAUUUCAGAGCUGUCUGAUAGAAACAAAGAGGAAGAGCUUCAUUUGGUAAAGAGAUGUGAAGAAGCUGAAAAGGGACUUGAACUUCUUAAAGAAAAAUACAAGUUAAUGGAGGUAAAGAACACUGAAUUGGAAUGUAUCUUAAGUGAACACACUGCUAGUCUUUGUGGAAACAGAAAUAAUGAAUUAAAAGACCUGGAAGGAGCUUUUGCAAGAGAACGUGAAGAUUAUGUAGGCAAGCUAGCACUAGCUGAGGAAAAAAAUGAGAAAUUAAUUCUGGAGAGGGAGGCAAUACAGUGUGGCCUGAGAGCUGAAAUUGCAGCUAUUCAAAAUAGUUCGAAGAUUGAAGCUGAUGGCUUAAGACAAGAAAUUUCAAAUUUCAGGUGUGAAAACAGCAAAAUACAGGAACAGUGUCAUAUCUUGCUGCAAGAGAAUGAUCGAUUGAUGAAAUUAGUUAAGGCGAAAGAUGUGCAAAGGAAUGAAUUGGUUCUUCCUGGCAGCCCAGCUUCUGAACAAAUUGGUGAGUCUUUAAAUAAAAAUGGGAGUGAAUUAGAUAAUUUUAAAAUGAUUCAAGUUGAAAUGUUUCAUUCGAAUCUUGAAGCUAAAGACAGUUCUUUAAAUACUUGUAAUGCACAAGUGGUACAACUUGAGGAAAUUGGGGAACAUAUGGAACUAAGACUUAAGGAAAGUGAAAAGGAGAAGGAGGUCUUACAGCAAGAAUUAGAAAUGAUUAGAAAGGAGUUAGAAACUAGGGAUUCAAAGGUAAUAGAAACUAAGCAACAUGAUCAGUCAUUUGAAGCCAACAGCUAUGAGGACUGUAAAAGAGAAAUGGAUGAAAAGUAUAUUUCAGUUCUACAUGAAUUGUCAACAAGCCAAAAUGAUAAUGCACAACUGAUGAUUUCAUUGCAAACAGCAGUAAAUAAGCUAAAUGAGAUGGAGAAGAUGUGUGAGAUUCUACAAAUUGAAAAGUUAGAACUAACAUCUGAGCUGAAUGAUUCAAAAUCAGAAUGUGUCUUAGCAACUACCAAAAUGGCAGAAGAAGUAGAUAAACUAGUAAAUGAAGUUAAAACACUAAAUAAUGAAAAUAAUGGCCUUCCUGGUGAUCUUACUGAAGAGAAUGGUAAAGAUGAAUUUGGGGAACAAUAUAAUGAGUCAAAGUCGAUUUGCUUAAAACUUCUAGAGGGCAGUAUUGAAGAUGGUGGUGACUAUGAACAUUUGAAACUGUCAAACAAAGAAGUUCAAAUGCAUUUUGUUGAGUUACAGGAAAAAUUUUCAUCUUUACAAGUUGAGCACAGAAUUUUACAUGAGCAGCACUGCUCCAUGAGCUCCAAGUUGUCAGAACUACGUUCUUACACUGACACACUAAAGGCUGAAAAUUCUGUAUUAUCAAUGAAUCUUAAAAACCUACAAACUGAUUUGAUGAAGCAGCGCACUCCUGGUAAAGAUGAUUUUGCACUAGAAGAGGGUGAAUCUUUAUCAUCCUCUUGUAUGAAUGAAAUCCCCAAUCUUACAAGUUUUGUAGAAUCUUCUUUUUAUAAGGACUUAUUUGAAGAAACAAGAGAAAUAUCUUCUUUGAGCAGUUUAGAAGAGAAUAUUUUAGACAAUCAGUCCAGUACUAAUAUAGAGGAAGCCCCUUGUAGCAGUCCUGUGGUAGACUGUAUGACUAAGAAAAUUGCUAGAUCUGAUUCCAGUUUGAAUAUUGAAGAACUCGAGACACUUUGCCAAACUUAUCAGAUAUCACUGAAGAAUCUUGAAGACAAAUAUCAAAGUCAAGAGAUUAUAAAAGAUAAAGAGAUUCAAGAGCUUAAACAACUCAUAGGUUCUGAAAGGAAAGAGCUAGAAUCUCUCAGAGAGCAGUAUUUAUCAGAAAAUGAACAGUGGCAACAAAAAUUGGCAAAUAUGACUGUGGAAAUGGAGUUAAAGUUGGCAGCAGAAAAGAAACAGACUGAGUACUUGUCACUUCAACUUGAAAUAGCAAGACUUCAACUUCAAGGUCUUGAUUUAAGUUCCCGUUCAUUCCUUAUUGCCGAAGGUGAAGAUGCAAUUAAGAAUAACCAAGAAAACAGUAUCUCAGAUAACUCAGAAGAACAUGUUUCAUUCAUUGAUGAAAAAAUAGUUAAGAGUGAUAGAUUACACAUUUGUGAGCAAAAUGUUCAACAAACUUUGAAUUUGGAGUGUGAGAAAAUAGCUGAAAUUGAUGGUGUCACCUCUGCAGUAGUAUAUUCUAGGGAACUGAACUUAGAAAAUGAACAUAGAAAUUCAUCAGAUAAAACCCCAAACAAUUCAGAAAGCAUUCGUGAAUUAUCUUUUUCUAGUAAUGAUACUUCCGCAGCUAUAGAUUUCCUGGAGAAUCAGGUGCUCAUUCAAAAUCUACAAAUGCAGGUGAAAGAGACUCCAAAUGAAAACUUGAAGUUACUCCGCUGCAUAGAGGAGAGUAAUAAAAUCUUUGAUAGAUUACUCAGUGAAAUCAAAGAAUUAGAUUCCAAGCUGUGUUUACAAAAGGCUGAACUAACUGCUAAGAUAUGUAUGUGUUCAGAAUUAGAAAAAGUCAUUCAGGAACUUCAGAAAGAAAAAUCAGAUCUGAAAGAGAAAGUACAAUCCCUCUCUUAUGAUAAUGAGCAGUUACUUCAGGAAGUAACAUCUUUGGAAAACUUAAAUUCUGGUUCAAGACCAUGCAAAGCUACAUUCACAGACACUACAGAUAUCGAAGAUGAUAUAGCAAUGGCAAAUAAGGACUGGAAAGAACAGUUUCUUGAAACUGAAAAUGAAUUGAAGAGGGUAAAAUCUGAAAAGAUUAAUAUCGAGAAUCAUGCCUUCUCCAUUGAAGCUGACUUGGAAGGUCUUCAAACAAAGAAUCUCUGUUUAGAAAAAGAUAAUGACAAUAAACAGAAAAUGGUGUCCAAUCUUGAAGAACAACUUUCCUUGGUUAUAUCUGAGAAGAACCACCUUAGUGGAGAACUAGACAUUCUGUUAAGGGAAAAAAUGCGAAUAGAAGAAAUAUGUGAAAAAUUGAAGGAAAAAAUUGAAGUAUAUGAAUCGAAUCAAAGGGAAUCCCUGCAACAUAUAGAAAUAAUGGAGUCUGAGGUAAGAGACAAAACACAACUCCUUCAGACUAUGUCAUCCGAUGUAAACAAACUUUUAAAAGACAAAGAUCAUCUGCAAGAGCAGCUUCAAAGUUUGGAGAAGGAUACACAGAUGCUUAGUUUGGUAAAAGACGGCUUGAAAAAUGAAAUUGGUCAGUUGACCAAUGAGAAAGAGCUUCUUACAAAAGAAUCAGAAAACCUGAAAGCCAAGCUGAAUGAAUCAGAAGCAGAAAAUGUAAAACUUUCUAAGGUUUUAGAGAGUUCUUUAAUUGAAAAAGGUGAGAUUGCAGCAAGAUUGAAUUCAACACAAGAAGAAGUACAUCAGCUGAGAAGUGGCAUAGAAAAACUAAAAAUCCGCAUAGAGGCUGAUGAAAAGAAAAAGCACUAUAUUAGGGAAAAGCUGAAGGAAAGUGAACGUAACACUGACUUGUUUAAGGACAAAAUUGAAGCACUUGAAAGAGAAUUGCAGAUGUCAGAAGAAAAUCAAGAAGCAGUGAUUCUUGAUGCGGAGAAUGCAAAGUCUGAAUUAGAAACACUGAAAACACAAAUGGAAGAGUUAACCAAAGGCAUAAAAUGUUCAGAAUUGGAAUUAUUUGCCUUAAGGACAGAAAAAGAAAACAUAUUGAAAGAGUUACAAGAAAAGCAAGGUCAGGCAUCACAACUGGAACAGUUGGCUCAAAGCUUAAAAUUUGUUGAGACUGAAGUUUUUUCUCUAAGGUCAGAAAAAGAAAACAUAAUGGAAGACAUGAAAGGAAAUAAAGGCCAAGUUUUUGCAUUAGAAAAGUUCACUCAAACCUUAAAUUGUUUAAAAUCAGAGCUUGUUGCUUUAAGGUCAGAAAAAGAAAUUAUUUUGAAAAAACUACAAGAAAAGGAAAAUAGAGUAACUGAAUUAGAAGAGUUGACCCAAUCUCUAAAGUGUUUGGAAACUGAAGUUACUUCUGUAAGGUCGGAAAAUGAAAAUAUAUCAGAGGAAUUGCAAAAAAAGCCGAGUCAAGUGUCUGAAUUAGAAGCAUUGACUGAAACCUUAAGAUGUGUAGAAACUGAAGGUGUUUCUUUACAGUCAGAAAAAGACAAUGUGUUGAAAGAACUGCAAGAAAAUCAAGAUCAAGUAUAUGAAUUAAAAGGAGAAGUUGUUGCCUUAAGGUCAGAAAAAGAAAAUAUAUUGAAAGAGUUAAAGGUAAAGCAAGAUCAAGUUUGCCAGUUAGAAGAGUCGAUUAAAACCCUAAAAUGCUUGGAAGCAGAAGUUGUUUUCUUAAGGUCAGAAAAAGAAAAUACGCUAAGAGAAUUAAAAGAAAAUCAUUAUCAGAUUUUUGAAUUAGGAGAAUUAGUCCAAAUACUAAAAUGCUUAGAUUCAGAACUUAUCACUGUAAGGUUAGAAAAAGAAAAUGUUCUGAAAAACCUGCAAGAAAGACAAGAUCGAGUGUCUGAAUUAGAAGAGCUUAUCAUUAGCUUGAAAUGUUUGGAAACUGAAGUUGUUUCCUUAAGAUUAGUAAAAGAAAAUAUGUCAAAGGAGUUAGAAGAAAAGCAGAGUAAAGUGUCUGAAUUAGAACAGUUGACCAAAAGUCUAAAGAGUUUGGAAACUGAAUUUGCUUCUCUAACAUCAGAAAAGGAAAAUCUUUUGAAGCAGCUGUGUGAAUCAGAAGAGUUGACCAAAAACCUAAAAUGUUUGGAAAAUGAAGUUGUUUCUUUAUCAUCAGAAAAAGAACACAUUUUGAAAGAACUACAAGAAAAACAGGGUCAGGUGUCUGAUUUGGAAGAGGUGACCAAAAGCCUAAGAUCUUUGGAACCUGAAGUUGCUUCUUUAAGGUCAGAAAAGGAAAGUAUGUUGAAGGAGCUGCAAGAAAAAAAGGUUCUCAUUUGUGAAUUAGAAGAGAUGACCACAAACCUAAAAUGUUUGGAACCUGAAAUUGCUGCUUUAAGGUUCCAAAAAGAAAACAUGUUAAAGGAGUUGCAAGAAAAGCAGGAUCGAAUUUGUGAAUUAGAAGAGAUGAACAUAAGCCUAAAAUGUUUGGAAACUGAAGUUGUUUCCUUAAGAUUAGCAAAAGAAAAUAUGUCAAAGGAGUUAGAAGAGAAGCAGAGUCAAGUGUCUGAAUUAGAACAGUUGACCAAAAGUCUAAAGAGUUUGGAAACUGAAUUUGCUUCUCUGACAUCAGAAAAGGAAAAUCUUUUGAAGCAGCUGUGUGAAUCAGAAGAGUUGACCAAAAACCUAAAAUGUUUGGAAAAUGAAGUUGUUUCUUUAUCAUCAGAAAAAGAACACAUUUUGAAAGAACUACAAGAAAAACAGGGUCAGGUGUCUGAUUUGGAAGAGGUGACCAAAAGCCUAAGAUCUUUGGAACCUGAAGUUGAUUCUUUAAGGUCAGAAAAGGAAAGUAUGUUGAAGGACCUGCAAGAAAAACAAGGUCACAUUUGUGAAUUAGAAGAGAUGACCACAAACCUAAAAUACUUGGAACCUGAAAUUGCUGCUCUAAGGCUCCAAAAAGAAAACAUGUUAAAGGAGUUGCAAGAGAAGCAGGAUCGAAUUUGUGAAUUAGAAGAGAUGAACAUAAGCCUAAAAUGUUUGGAAACUGAAGUUGUUUCCUUAAGAUUAGCAAAAGAAAAUAUGUCAAAGGAGUUAGAAGAGAAGCAGAGUCAAGUGUCUGAAUUAGAACAGUUGACCAAAAGUCUAAAGAGUUUGGAAACUGAAUUUGCUUCUCUGACAUCAGAAAAGGAAAAUCUUUUGAAGCAGCUGUGUGAAUCAGAAGAGUUGACCAAAAACCUAAAAUGUUUGGAAAAUGAAGUUGUUUCUUUAUCAUCAGAAAAAGAACACAUUUUGAAAGAACUACAAGAAAAGCAGGGUCAGGUGUCUGAUUUGGAAGAGUUGACCAAAAGCCUAAGGUCUUUGGAACCUGAAGUUGCUUCUUUAAGGUCAGAAAAGGAAAGUAUGUUGAAGGAGCUGCAAGAAAAAAAGGUUUUCAUUUGUGAAUUAGAAGAGAUGACCACAAACCUAAAAUACUUGGAACCUGAAAUUGCUGCUUUAAGGUCAGAGAAAGAAGACCUGUCAAAGGAGCUGCGAGAAAAACAAGGUCGAGUUUGUGAAUUAGAAGAGGUGACCAUAAACCUAAGGUCAGAAAAAGAGAACAUGUUAAAGGAGUUGCAAGAAAAGCAGGGUAAAAUGUCUGAAUUAGAAGAGUUGAGCAGAAAGCUGAAGUCCUUGGAAACCAAAUUUACUUCCUUAACAUCAGAAAAAGAAAAUCUGUUGAAGCAGCUGUGUGAAUUAGAAGAGUCGACUAAAAACUUAAAAUGUUUGGAAACUGAAGUUGUUUCUUUAUCAUCAGAAAAAGAAAACCUUUUGAAAGAACUACAAGAAAAGCAGAGUCAAGUGGCAGAACUGGAAAUGUUAAAUGUUUCACUUGAAAGCCUACUGAAAGAAAAAGAAGAAGAAAAGAGAAAAUCUAAGGAAGAAUGCAACCAUACAAUAGAGUUGCUUCAAAAACAGUUGAAUGACCUAAAUGAGAAAAUACAAUCCUUACAUGAAGAGCACAGUAUAUGUAAGGUCAGUGAACGGGAUCUAAAUUGUCAAGUGGAUUGUCUAAAGAAUGAGAAAAUUCAUUUGCUGCAGCAGCUUGAAGAGAACAAAAGUAAUAAUGCUGUGCUGAAAUCUUCUUUGAAUGACCUUAUGCAAGAAACAGAAAGCAACAAACAAAAAUUAGAGAAGGCAAUGGAAGAAAACAGAAUACUUCAAAAACAAGCUGAAGACCUCGGAAAGCUCUCCUCUAUGUUGACCCAGAGGGAGGCAGAGCAGCAACUCCUGGAGAAAGAAAAAUCACAGCUAGAAAAUCUUACAUUAGAAUUACAACAAAAGAUCCAAGAACUGUCCAAGAAUGAAACUUUGUAUGACAGUUUAGAAGCUCUGCAAAGUUCUUAUGCAAACCUGGAGAAAGAACUUGAGCUGACAAAGAGGGAAAACUCAUCUCUUCUUGAAAAGAUAAAUAAAGUGACAGAUAAUGAAGCUCAGCUAAAGAAGGAUAUGAAUGAGAUGAUGCAAAAGAUGACAGUGUUGCAAGAAGAAUAUACUGGAGAGAAGAACAGGCUUACUGAUUAUGUAAAAAUUAGAGAAGCAGAAGCAGAGAAGCAUAAAAUAAAACUGGAUGAGCUAAUUCUGGAAAAGUGUGAACUGAAGAAGAGUUUGGAUUGUGUACAAAAAGAACUGAAGGAAAGAGAAGAGAAAGCAAGAAAUGAAAUAUCAGAUUACCAGUGUAGGCUUCAGGAUGCCAAUAAGAAAUAUGAAAGUUUACUCAAGGAAGCAAACAAAAAGCAUGAAAUGGAAAUUGAAGCAUAUCAAGAGAAACUAAUUUGUAAAGAACAGGAUCUCAGCUCACAUAAGUCAGAGAUGGAGAUUUUAAAGUCCAAUAAAGAAGAAUUAACUAAUUCGCUGAAAUCUACUAGUAAGAUAUUAGAAGAAUUGAAGAAAACCAAGGCGGAUAAUAUGAAAUACGUAACUCAGUUGAAGAAAGAGAAUGAAAAUGCUAGAGGAAAAAUACAGUUGUUGAUCAAAACCUGUAAACAGCUGGAGAAUGAAAAAGAAGCAUUACAGAAAGAAAUUACUGGCCUUGAAGCUCUACAAGAGAAUCAGAAACAAAAUAAUGCCCCGGAUGUUAAUGUAGAAGAACUGAUAGCUGAGGUGAAAGAACUGAAAGAAACUAUUGAAGAAAAAAAUAAAGAGACAGAUGAAUAUUUGGAUAAGUACUGCAACCUUCUUGUGAGUUAUGAAAAACUAGAAAAAAGUAAAGAGAUGUUAGAAGCACAGGUUACUUUCUUGAAUUCUCUGCAAGGAAAACUUACCUCUCAGACUUCUCCUUUGCCAAACUCAGUUGAUUCAAUAUCAAGUCAUCCUGUUAAUGAAAAGAAGACAUUAGCCAGUCAAAGUAAAGUUUCAAGCAAGAGACGAAGGUCUUGUGGUGCCAAAGAAAGUGAUGGAGAAUCAAUGCCUUCUACACCAGAGACUUUUACUAAAAGGAUCAAAAAAGGAGUGACACCAAAAGGUGUUGCAUGCUUGGAGAACAUUGAAUAUGAGCCAGAAGGACUACCAGAGGUGGUAAAGAAAGGAUUUGCUGAUAUCCCCACUGGAAAAACAAGCCCUUAUGUCCUUCGGAGAACGACCCUGGCCACAAGGGCCAGCCCCCGUCUUGCUGCACAAAAGUUAUCACCACCUGCUCUGAAUCUGCAGAAGGGACAGUCAGAAAAUCUUGCUAAGACCUCCUCCAAACCAACAGCUGGGGGCAGCAAAUCACAAAAGGCAAAAGAUGUCCAUCAGCACCACGUGGAAUCACUCGUGACAGUCACGGAACCUACCACAAGAUCUCCUCUUUCUGCAAAUAAUCCUUCAAAAAGAGCUUCUACUGACCUCCCUAAAGACAGUAUGAGAACGAAGCAUUCCCCAAGCAAACACACUGUACCAGAACAAAACCAAGAAGAAAAUUGUAGAGUUCAAUAAGUUCUAAAAGGUUUCAGUGUAUCAGUGCUAUACAAGCUAACAAACAUUUUUUAAAAACCCUCCCAUAGAAGUUUCUCUUUAGUCAUUCUUGCAAUUGUUGAGCUCUGUGUGUGUGUGUUUAGAUGGGAAAUGUUAGAACAAGAAUGGCUGUCUUGCCUUUGUAUGUCAUUCUCGUUCUGCCAUGUACAGUAAUGUAAAUAGUCCUGUAUAAAGUUACGUGGGAAAAGUUGUAAAAUAUUUCAAUUAUAUGUUAUAUUCAUUAAAAUGACUAAUAAUACCAAAAAUGUAUAUUGUAGUUUUAGCCUAUAUCAGGAGACAUAUGAGAGAUUUCGAGGAGGGAAUUGUAGUGAGCCAUAUGUCCUCUUGAACAAAUAAAAAGAAAACCAUGUAUUUUAGCAGUAAGUAAAAGAUAUGUAUAGUUUGUUUAUAGUAAAAUUAUGAUUUUGA